AUGGGGAAUAAUAUGGUGGGGUUCAGGUUUCGUCCGACGGACGUGGAGCUCGUGGAACAUUACCUCCGUCCGAAAAAUAACGGCGGCGGUUCCACCACGAGCAGCCAAGUCGAUCAAGUCAUUAACACUGUCGAUAUCUGCAACCUUGAUCCUUGGGAAUUGCCUCCGCUGUCGAGGAUCGCGUCGAGUGAUCAGGUUUGGUAUUUCUUCGGACGCAAGGAAAGCAGAUACAACAGAGGUGAGCGACAGAAGAGGAAAACCAAGUCUGGUUACUGGAAGAAAACCGGUAAUACCUUGCCCAUCACGCGAAAGAGAGGUAACCACGAAACAAUCGGUGAGAAAAGGGUUUUGAUGUUUUACAUGAGCGGUUCCAGAUCCAACUGGGUUAUGCACGAGUAUCACGCUUCUUGCCUCUCUCCUAAUGACAGCGGUGUAUAUACAAUCUGCAAAGUACAGUUUAAGGGUGAAGCGAGUGAGAUCUCUUCUUCUUCCGUUGUCGACCAUGUUGUGCACAGUCACUCUUUACCCACUCCUAUGAACAAUCCUGGAGGAUCUGAGGGAUUAGAGAAUUCAAGUAGUGUUCUUGAUAAUCAGCAAGCAAUGCAGUUUGAAGCUGAAACUCAGAUGGCUUUCGACAUUCUGCCAAGCUAUGAUUGGAAAAGCUUGCUUGAUGAUGAUGAUGCUGAUGAACAGAAUAAGACUGCUUCUAUGCCAAGUCAACGACCAGUGUCUUCAUUGGUCACAUAUAGCAGUGAUGAUGAUUAGUGAUUCUGACUAUCUCCCUUGAUCAAGAAGAAAUGAGCUGUUUUUGUAUUAUAUGAUAGAUUAAGUUAAGAAAAUUCACCAAUGUUCAGUUACAUGAUUUUGUAUAAGUUAUGUCUAGGCUUGUUCUGUUACAUG
Messenger RNA from Brassica oleracea var. oleracea, 900 nucleotides. RefSeq names its product NAC domain-containing protein 4-like. The record is from RefSeq and is a predicted model, not a curated record. The transcript is spliced from 4 exons. Bases 1 to 765 code for a protein of 254 amino acids. Gene Ontology annotation, biological process: regulation of DNA-templated transcription. Gene Ontology annotation, molecular function: DNA binding. NCBI's taxonomy places the organism in Eukaryota, Viridiplantae, Streptophyta, Magnoliopsida, Brassicales, Brassicaceae.